UUAAGUGGAGUGGUUUGGCUCGAGGCGCACAGAAGUUACAGAGCUCUCGAAAAUGUAGCAUCAGAAAGUGUUGUCAGAAGGAGCAGAUUAGGACAGCAGACUAACACAGAUUAUCAAUCGCAAUCUGGGAAGUACAGAUUACCUCUAGCAGCAGUCCACCCGUGGAGGAAUUAUGCGUUUUUUCCUGCUCUCCGCGUUUUUUGUGGUGUCCGCAGGUGAAGGCAUUCCUGUCACUGUCAAAGGCUUUGAGAAAGAUGAUGUGCUCCUGCCAUGUGACUGCCCUAAUAGAGAUUUGAAUAAGGAGUUCAAGUGGCAAGUGGAAGAAGAUGAGGAGAGAGGGGUGAAGGCAAAAUUGAUCUUCAGCUAUAAUGAUAGGACCUUAGAUUUUAAAGUAAAUCUGUCCCACCGAUAUGAAACAUUUUUUCAUAAGGACAGCAGUAAUUGUUCUGUUCUAUUAAAAAACAUCACAUCGGAAGACCAGGGAAAAUACAGUUGUCGUUUUUAUUCUCCACCUUACAGACGUUUUUUUGUGAAUCUCAUGCUUUGUGGGACAAAUAUUUCUCAGCACAAGAGGACUCUUCCAAAUGGUGCAAACCGUUACCAGUGUGUUGUAAAGCUUGACUGUUACAAAGAGCCUAACAUUCAGUGGACUUUGAACAAUGAAACGUGUCUGUCAAAUUCAACCAUGACUAACAUCUCUACCACAUACAGCCUGGAUGAAGAAACUGGCCUCCACUAUUUUCACAGUAGACUCGAGACUAAAGAGGGCUUCCCCUCAGAGCCUAAAUGUGAACUCAGUCCUCUGUGCAAACCUGAAGGGGUGAUUGAAAGCUGGUUUUUACCUCUAGAUACCAAGCCAAACCCCUAUUUCAGGAUAUUGUGUAAAGGGGUCUCUGUAAUGUUGGUGCUUGGAAUUUUGUUGAUUUGGUGCCGUCGUGGAACAUCUCACAAUUUUCCGGUGAGGGAAGAUGUGUAAAAUGGGUGUAAAAUAGUGACUUCUCUCAGACGAGCUCCAAAGUGAAAAUGGGAAAGUACUUUCUUCUGAGCCAAAGGAGGUGAUUACUCACUGCUGAUGCAAUACUGGUUGUUUGAAAAAUCUAGUUUUCAUCUUUUGUUCCUGCUCAUGAAAACUACAUCUAUUUUUGGAAGCUAAAGGAGGAGGAGACUAUUCCAUUCAUCAGAUUUCCUUGUCGAGAGUAAACUCUGAAUUAUAUAUACCAGAUGCUAAGUGCCAUAUUUACAUAUUUUAUAUAUGUACCAUAACCAGUUUACUCAACAUUAUUCUGACAUUGCUGCACUAAUCGGUUAUGGGCUUUAUUUUCCCUAUAUCUAAUAUUUGUACCAAAAUAUUUUCUCGUUGUUUAUCUCAAUGUACUUAAAUACUAACUUGUUUUGUAUAAAAUGUGUAUAUAUAUAUAUAUAACCAAACUUAAGUUUCUGUGUAAAGGCUUCUUUUCUUUGAUGUCAUGGAAAGGUGUAAUUUGUUCUUCUGUAACUGUCUUUUUGGUACAUGGAGCACUGUGAAUGUUUUUUUUUAAUACUUGUUUUUUUUCCACUUUUAUAAACAAGUAGGUUUAGGGAAAUGUGAAUAAUGUAUAGUUAAUAGAAAUUCAGGUGCCAUGCAAGAAAUUUGUAAAUGAUGUUGCUUAACUCAACUGUGAAACAUCGCCGUACUAAGUAGCCGUGCAGCUCUGGCUUUUUGGGAAUUAGUCCAUCAGCCUUGAAACUGCGACCGCAGUGAGGACAGUACGCCAAAAUUUGAAGAAUGGAGUGUAAUGAAAUGUGAAUGUGUGGCCUUUUUCAGCACCAAAAAGAAAAGUGUAUAAACAAGAGUAAAACAAACAUUUUGGUCUUGUUCUUUACAAAGCUGUUGAGAAUGUUUGUUUCUGUUUAACACCCUGUAUAGUUUUGUAUCCUGAUAUUGUAACGUAUGAUUUUUUUUUUUUUAAUGUCAAUUCUAACAUGUUUAAUAACCACAUACAAUAAGGUUAAAGUGUUGUUCACACAAUACUGACGAUAGAAACUGAGUGUGAUUUACAUCCACACGAUCUACCUGAGAUCUGGUCAGAUAUUUUGUAACACCUUUCUAUAUUUUUCAAGAUUGAUUUGUAAAGUGGAUUCAGCAAUAAAGUUUGGUUUUUUUUCUUAAA
Molecule: messenger RNA, 2150 nt
Organism: Neolamprologus brichardi
Lineage: Eukaryota; Metazoa; Chordata; Actinopteri; Cichliformes; Cichlidae
Biological process (GO): negative regulation of T cell proliferation; positive regulation of T cell proliferation; cell surface receptor signaling pathway
Cellular component (GO): external side of plasma membrane
Source: RefSeq, a predicted model, not a curated record